AUGGCUAAUCAGUCACCUUCUCUCAAGAGUCUGGCGGAGACUAUCUCCCAAACCGCGAACGCUCUCGCUGCUAAGCUUGAGCAGGAUGGUUUCCCCGCGCCCUCGUUCGCCGAGGAUGGCCUUGCCGACUACCCCAAGAUGCCAGAACUAAUGGGAAUCCGUAUGACACUCCUUGACGCCGUGGCCGACUUGCAGCGGCUUGCCUUGGGACCAAUGGACUCAAACUUCUUGGUUCCCAUUUUGCUAAACUACGAUGCUACCGCUAUUGAUAUCCUGAAUCAGUUCAACUUCUGGGACGCUAUUCCUCUGGGAGGCUCGGCGACUUACGCCGAAGUCGCCACCAAAGUAAACCUGCCAGAGAGCCUGGUUCGCCGUAUCCUCAAGUACGCCACCACCAACCGCAUCUUCGCUCCCGCGCCUGGCAAGCCGGACAGCGUUGUGCACACGUCCAUCUCAGCCGCGCCCGCCAAGAACCCUCUCCUCAGGUCUUGGAUUCGGCACAACUUUGAGGAAGCUCGACCCGGUGCUGUUCACAUGCCCGAGUCCUUCCGCAAGUUCAGCGCCGGCAAGGAGCACCCUAGCGAGGAGCCUGCAGAGAGUGGGUUUAGUACAGCCAAUGUGGACCAUCUUGACAAACCUGAGAACUUUUGGGACUACAUGGCUCGUGAUGUCGAGGGCAAGCCCAAAGGCUGGAGAGCUGAUGAGUUUUCUGCGAGCAUGAAGGCUGCUGCUUCUGCAUCGGCCAUAAAGGUUGAGGAUUUGUUGAAGACUGGCUAUGACUGGCCUAAGCUUGGAGACGUGACGGUUGUUGAUAUCGGUGGCUCGGGUGGCCACGACGCUCUUGUCCUCACUGAAGCUUUCCCCAACUUGAAAAAGUAUGUGGUGCAGGACCUCCCUGAAGUGGAGGCCUCGUUCACGGAGCGCAUUCCGGAGGACAAACGGAACCGAAUCACUUUUGAGCCGCACGAUUUCUUCAAGCCCCAGGAGACCAAGGGCGACGUUUACAUACUAAAGACCAUUCUGCACGAUUGGCCUGACAAGUACGCGGCGCAGAUCCUGAAGCACUUGGUCACACACCUCGAGUCUGGCUCACGCCUCCUCCUUGUGGAAGCCAUUGCGCCGCCGGAUAUUACCCAGCUUCCCUUCAACACGCUUGCGCGUAUGAUGGGUGCGGCUGACUUCCAGAUGCUGAAUGCCUUCAACUCGCUGGAGCGUAGCAUUGACGACUGGAAGACGCUCUUGGCAAAGGUUGACGAAAGGUUGGAGAUUACAUAUACUUCACUGGUUCCAGGGUCGCUGCAUAACUUUAUUGAGAUCCAGAUCCGUGCCUAA
Clonostachys byssicola is the source of this 1332-nucleotide messenger RNA. NCBI's taxonomy places the organism in Eukaryota, Fungi, Ascomycota, Sordariomycetes, Hypocreales, Bionectriaceae. The record is from the annotation of a GenBank genome assembly.